Messenger RNA from Pogona vitticeps (central bearded dragon), 5906 nucleotides. Lineage: Eukaryota; Metazoa; Chordata; Lepidosauria; Squamata; Agamidae. The record is from RefSeq and is a predicted model, not a curated record.
AGAAGGCGAAACGCCAUGGUGACCGUCCACUUCCUGUUUCCGCCUCGGUGGUCCGGCGCCUUUUUCGGUCCCCGGCAGAGUCCGGUCUCGGGAGUUCCGGGCGGAGCUGCAGAAAGAAGAAGGUUUGUUCUGCUGCAUUCCUCUUUCUUUUUUUUGGAGAUGUACGUGCCGGACUCCGUUGGUGCUGAAGCUGGGAAACAGCUGGAUGACAUGUCGGUUUGGUACAAAGAGGAAUUCCCAGAAAGAACUGCACAGAACAACCUCGAUGGGGUCUGUCACAGCCCAGAUGUUCUGGGCCGGCCUUUCCGGGAGUUCUGCUACCAGGAGCGGAUAGGGCCCCGGGCGGUUUGUAGCCAACUCCACAGUCUCUGCCAUCAGUGGCUGAAGCCAGAAAGACACACCAAGGCUGAGAUCCUGGACCUGGUGAUCCUGGAGCAGUUCCUGACCACCCUCCCAUCAGACAUGGGGAUCUGGGUCAGAGAGUGCAAGCCGGAAUCCACUUCCCAGGCCGUGUCCCUGGCGGAAGGUUUCCUCCUGAGUCAGGCAGCUGAGAAGAAGCAGGAGGAGAAGCAGCUGGGGUUUUCUGAAUCGCUCACAGGCUUCUCUAUAUCAGACCCAACACAGAGGCCUCUCCUGAAGGAGAAGGAGACCGGCGGAGGACCUGCCCUGCCAGGCCCUGGAAUCAUGGCAGUCACAGAUCCUCGGCUACCUUUUCUUUGUGGAGGAAGGGAAAGAGUGCCUGUGCAGCCGGAAGAGGAUCCCGUCACUCUUGAGGACGUUGCUGUGUCUUUCACGGAGGAGGAGUGGGCGCUGCUGGAUCCGGGCCAGAGGGCUCUGCACUGGGAAGUCAUGAAAGAGAAUUUGGCCCACGUGGUGUCUCUGGCUCCUGGUGUAGGAGGGAGCAGGUCUGAGGAAGAAUGGCUUCAAAUAUGUUUAGAAAAAUUUACUGAGAGGGAGAAAACCCAGGGGAUAAAAACUGAAAGCGAAGAGAAGAGGAACGAGUCCUUUUCUUUUCCACACAGAAAUUUCCGUGAAUUUUCUUCUGUCCAAGAAGAAAUAGACCAAAGCAAAGAAAGUGUAUGCAACUGUCAGACCAAUCUAAAUUAUCACUGGCAGAUCCACCAAGGGAGAAAAAUGGUGGAAUGCUCAGAAUAUAGUGAGGAUUUUUGUGAUACUUCAUCUCUGGAAAGAGAGUUGAUGAUGCAGAGAGAAAAGGCACCAUUUAGAUACAUGGAUUGUGAAAAGGGCAUCCAUCAGAGCACAGAUACAGACCUUCCUUGUCAUAUGAUACACCACCCGGGAGAGAAACCAUUUGAAUGCCCAGAAUGUGGGAAAAAGUUCAGCCACAGCACAAACUUUGCUCACGAUAUGGGAGUCCACUCAGGAACGAAACCCUUUCGAUGCUCAGAAUGUGGAAAGUGCUUCAGUCAGAGAACACACCUUGUUCGCCAUAUGAGGAUCCACACGGGGGAGAAACCCUUCGAAUGCUUAGAAUGUGGGAAGAGCUUCAAUGACAGAAGCACUCUUAGUUCCCACCAAAGGAUCCACACAGGGGAGAAGUCCUUCAAAUGCUCCGAAUGCGGAAAGAGCUUCCGGCACAGAAGCACCCUCUGUUCCCAUAUGAGAAUCCACACAGGGGAGAAACCUUUUAAAUGCAUGCAGUGCGAGAAGACUUUCCAUCAGGGGGCGAGUUUUCGUUCUCACAUGAGAAUCCACACGGGGGAGAAACCUUUUCAGUGCCUGGAGUGUGGAAAGACGUUCAGUCAGAGGACACACCUUGUCCCCCACAUGAGAAUCCACACGGGGGAGAAACCCUUUCCGUGCUUGGAAUGUGGAAAGUGCUUCAAACAACGUGCACAUCUCACUUCUCACAGCAGAAUCCACAAAGAAAGGAAAAGAAGGGGCAGGAUCAGUUCUCGAUCAUCCCAGUUUUCCAGUUCAGCAAGCCUGGCGUGCAAGCAGCAUUUGGAGGAGAGCGACCCCCCACCAAUACCAAACUGGACACCAAUUGACGGGGUGAGGUUUCGAGCCAUUUGUUCUCCCCAGAGGCUUCUUUCCGACUUCGGCUUGCCUCACAAAGGGGUUAAAGCCAUCGACCAGCGAGUCCCAGAGCGUCCCGCAGGAAGGAGAGGCGUGAUGCUUGAAGGCUCACUUCCUGUUUCCGCCUCUGAGGUGCCUCGCCUUUUUCCUUCCCUCCAAGGAUUCCCCUCUGGGGAGUUCCGGGCGGGGCUGCAGAGAGAAGAGGCCUCAUUCCUUUCCAUUCCUUUGACUCGGGGGAAGAUGAAUGUGAAAGACUUUGUUGAUGCUGAAGUUAAGAAACAGCCAGAUGACAUGGAGGUUCGGUGCAAAGAAGAAUUCCCGAAAAAAAACGCAGAGAACCAUCUAUAUGGGGACCCCGUUGGCCCAGAGGUCCGGAGCCAGCAUUUCCAAGAGUUCUCCUACCAGGAAGAUUGGGGGCCCCGGGCGGUUUGUAGCCAACUCCACCGUCUCUGCCGUCAGUGGCUGAAGCCAGAAAAACACACCAAGGCCGAGAUGCUGGACUUGGUGAUCCUUGAACAGUUCCUGGCUGUCCUGCCUCCAGCGAUGGGCAUGUGGGUCAGGGAGUGCAAGCCGGAAUCCACUUCCCAGGCCGUGUCCCUGGCGGAAGGUUUCCUCCUGAGCCAGAGAGCGGAGAAGAAGCAGGAGGAGAAGCAGCUGGAGUUUUCAGAAUUCUUCUGUGGCUUUCCUCAGGCAUUAGAUGCUCUGUGGCACCCAAAACGCAGGCCUCUUGUUCUGAAGAAUGCAAAGAAGAAGAGCCGAGGAGCUGCUUUGCCAGACCCUGGAAGCAUCCUGGGGACGGAUCCUGCCUCAUCUCUUCUUUGUGGGCGAAUGGAAGGAGGGCCUGUGCAGCCACAACAGGCUUCUGUCGCUUUUGAGGAUGUUGCUGUGCAUUUUUCCAUGGAGGAGUGGGCUCUACUGGAUCCUGGCCAACGAACUCUCCACCAGGAAGUCACGGAGGAGAAUUUGGCCCAUGUGGUGUCUCUGGCUCUCGUGGGAGAGAACAGGUCUAAGGAAGAACCCCUUCAAGUAGAAAAGGUUACUGUUGGGGAGAAAACCCAGUGGAUAAAAACUGAAAUAGAAGAGAAGAGCAAUGAGUCCUUUCCUUUUCCACAUGGAAAUUCUCUCGAAGGAGAAAUGGACCUCAGCAACGAAGGUCACAAGUUCUCACUGGGCAGGGAAGGCUUCAACUCUCAGGACAGUCAACAAGUUUGCUGGGAGAUCCACCAAGAGCAGAAAAUAAUGCAGUGUGCAGAAUACAAUGACUUUUGUGGUACGUUGUCCCCAGAAACAGAUCGGAUGAUGCAGAGAGAAGAGGAACCGUUGAGAUACAUGGAUUGUGAAAAGGGCAUCAGUCGGAGCGCGGAUCCAGACCUUUCCUCUCCUAUUGGACUCCACAUAGGGGAGAAACCAUUUGAAUGCCGAGAAUGUGGAAACAAGUUCAGCCACAGCACUAGCCUUGCUCGCCAUAUGAGAAUCCACACCGGGAUGAAACCGUUUCCAUGCCCGGAAUGUGGGAAGUGCUUCAGUCAGAGCCGAUACCUUGUUUCUCACAUGAGAAUCCACACGGGGGAGAAACCCUUUGAAUGCUUGCAAUGUGGGAAGAGCUUCAGUGAUCGAAGCACCCUUAGCUCCCAUCAAAGAAUCCACACGGGGGAGAAACCCUUUGAAUGCCCAGAAUGUGGGAAAAGGUUUGGUCACAACCCAAGCCUUGCUCGCCACAUGAGAAUCCACACGGGGAUGAAACCCUUCACCUGCUCAGAGUGUGGAAAGAGCUUCAGUCAAAACUGCUAUCUUGCUCGGCACAUGAGAAUCCACACUGGGGAGAAACCCUUUACAUGCUUGGAAUGCGGGAAGAGCUUCAGCGAUCGAAGCACCCUUAGCUGCCAUCAAAGAAUCCACUCGGGCGAGAAAACUUUUGAAUGCUUAGAAUGUGGGAAGCGCUUCCAUAAAAGAAGCCGGCUGAAUUCCCAUCAAAGAAUCCACACCAUGGAGAAACCCUUUGAAUGUUUGGAAUGUGGGAAGAGCUUCCAUCACAGCACAAACCUAGCUUCCCACAUGAGGGUCCAUACAGAGGACAAACCUUUUACAUGCUUGGAAUGUGGAAAGAGCUUCCGGGACAGGAGCAGUCUUACCUGCCACCAAAGGAUCCACACAGGGGAGAAGUCCUUUAAAUGCUCCGAAUGCGGAAAGAGCUUCCGCCACAGAAGCACCCUCCGUUCCCAUAUGAGAAUCCACACAGGAGAGAAACCGUUUAAGUGCGUUCAGUGUGGGAAGAGUUUCCAUCAGGGGGCAAGUUUUCGCUCUCACAUGAGAAUCCACACGGGGGAGAAACCUUUUCAAUGCCUGGAAUGUGGAAAGACGUUCAAUCAGAGGACACACCUUGUCUCCCAUACGAGGAUCCACACGGGGGAGAAGCCCUUUGCGUGCUUGGAAUGUGGGAAGUGUUUCAGUCAACGGGCGAACCUCACUUCUCACAGCCGAACCCACAGAGGAGCAGAGAUGCUGUGGAAGUUCAUGGAGUGUGCAGAGACCUCUGGGCAGGGAGUUCAUUUUACGAGCCAUCCAAGAAGCCACACAUCUGAGGACAAUGCAGAUAUAUGCACUGCAAAUUCUUGACCUAUACGUGCAAGAUACAAUCGUGUUCUGUGGAGAUCCGGGAAAGGGAAAUAUAUUUAUCGCUGUAUAGAAAGUGGGUGUAGGGUACAUCCUGAGUAUAUGAUUUCUGAAAUCUCUUAAAUUCUUUUCACUUCUAUCUUUUCUUUUCCUUCAGCCCAGGAACUUCAGAACAAUUAUUUUUCUUUUUUGGAAAGAUGCUCUGAACUAUUCUUUCUUCUCUUUUCCAGUUCAAUAGCGCCCUUUCUGCAACAGCGCAGGACAAGUUGAUUUCACUCUUGGUCAAGGCGGCAGGAGGCCCACCAUGACAGCCAAGGGGCCUUCAUAUAACUCUCGUCUAACUUACUUUGCGUUUAUUGCAGCAACACAUUUCCAGAGAUGACGAGGUAUGGACUUGACCAAUGAACCAUCACAUUGUAUUUUGUAUUAAGCCUUGGGACCUUCAUAUUUUGGCCCUUGUGGGCAUAUUUGGAAGUGAGAAAACCCAUCCCGGACUCCACCUCAAGAGGGUUGAGGCGUGUAGCUGGUAUUUCCUUGAACUGUCACAAAGCAGAAAUAACACGAAAAAAUGGCGUGGAAGGCAGAGGGAGUGUGUAGAAACAUGCCUGUGGUUCUCACAGAGUGUACCGAUGGACCUAAUCUUAGAAAUUCUUUAAAAAAUUGAAUACAGUUUCCGUUGGGAUGCCCAAAUGACAAACACCAUGCCCAUAUAUUUUGUGAAAUCACCUCAUUGUCCUUCUCUGAUAAAAUUGGUUUAUUCCACAAAACGAUGAAGAAAUUGCCAUAAAUCAAUUACCCUCCCAUCCAAAGUUUUUCUUCUUUGUCCAGAGGACCAAACUUUGUGAUUAUCAGGUGUGACUGAAUCAGGAGAGGGUCAUCAUAGACAGAAAGAAGUCUGUUUUUCACACAGUCCAGUGGAACCUGGAAUCUUCGUUCCCAAGAAGUAAUGGUGGUUGUCAGCAUGGAUGAGUAUAAAAACCUCCAGUCCCAAAAUACUCUGGUUUUUCUUCGAAUCGUAUAAAUCCAGUCCCAAAGGCAGUAGACCUGUGUGACUCAACUGGUGGGAGGCAGAGGGGUCUCCUCAAGAGGAUGCUGAAGCAGACGGGGCCCCUGGCUGAAAGCAGCAAAAUUCUCCUCACAUUCCUCUACAGGAGGAAUAGGCUGAGGGGAGGCAGAUAAGCCUCUGUCGGAGGAUAACGUGGCUGGGCAUCCCUCGACUAUAAUUAAAUAAUAUUUGUGUGCUGUCAAGUUCA